Messenger RNA from Heteronotia binoei (common prickly gecko), 4363 nucleotides. RefSeq names its product dystrobrevin alpha (gene DTNA). The record is from RefSeq and is a predicted model, not a curated record. Gene Ontology annotation, biological process: synaptic signaling. Gene Ontology annotation, cellular component: plasma membrane; synapse. Gene Ontology annotation, molecular function: zinc ion binding. The transcript is spliced from 23 exons. Lineage: Eukaryota; Metazoa; Chordata; Lepidosauria; Squamata; Gekkonidae. The coding region runs from base 267 to 2603 and encodes 778 amino acids.
AAAGGGAGUGUAUUUGAAUGCUUGUGAUUGGUAAGCUUUGCAAAUGCAUCUGCCAGCAGGACUUAAGUGGAAUGUGAAACCAAAUCAUUUACAAGUUAAAGAUAGACACAGAGAAAGCAGCAUCUUGAGCCGGGGUUUAAAUUCAUUUUCCCUUUGACUUCUAGUUUGGGAACUUUCCUUUUUGUCUCCUCAAGGACUCUAUUAGUAUUUCUUCAGACAAUACAACAACUCUUAGGGCAGUGGAAUUAUCAGGUUGUCAGAAGACGAUGGUUCAUGCUGCAGGAAUGAUUGAAGACUGUGGGAAAAGGGGAACUACCAUGGCAGAAAGGAGGCAGCUGUUUGCAGAAAUGCGGGCUCAAGAUCUGGAUCGCAUCCGUUUAUCCACCUACAGAACUGCAUGCAAGCUUAGAUUCGUACAGAAGAAAUGUAAUUUGCACCUAGUGGACAUUUGGAAUGUAAUAGAAGCACUGCGGGAAAAUUCUCUGAACAACUUGGAUCCGAACAUAGAACUGAACAUAGCUCGACUGGAAGCUGUAUUAUCCACAGUUUUUUACCAACUCAACAAACGCAUGCCAACAACCCACCAAAUCAAUGUAGAGCAAUCCAUCAGUUUACUCCUCAACUUCUUACUCGCAGCUUUUGAUCCAGAAGGACAUGGAAAAAUAUCUGUAUUUGCUGUCAAAAUGGCUCUGGCAACACUAUGUGGAGGAAAGAUCAUGGAUAAAUUAAGAUAUAUUUUCUCCAUGAUUUCAGACUCCAGUGGUGUAAUGGUUUAUGGAAGAUAUGACAUGUUUCUUCGAGAAGUUCUUAAGCUUCCCACUGCAGUCUUUGAAGGUCCUUCUUUUGGCUACACAGAACAAUCAGCAAAAUCCUGUUUUUCUCAACAGAAAAAAGUCACGUUGAAUGCUUUCUUGGACACUCUUAUGUCUGAUCCUCCACCACAGUGUCUGGUCUGGUUACCACUUCUGCAUCGGUUGGCAAAUGUUGAGAAUGUCUUCCACCCUGUUGAGUGUUCCUACUGCCACAGCGAGAGCAUGAUGGGAUUUCGCUAUCGAUGCCAGCAGUGUCACAAUUACCAGCUCUGUCAGGAUUGCUUCUGGAGGGGACAUGCCAGUGGUUCCCAUAGCAACCAGCACCAAAUGAAAGAAUACACGUCAUGGAAAUCACCUGCUAAGAAGUUAACGAAUGCACUUAGCAAGUCUUUAAGCUGUGCUUCCAGCCGUGAACCUUUGCACCCAAUGUUUCCAGACCAGCCUGAAAAACCUCUAAAUUUGGCUCAUAUUGUGCCUCCCAGACCGGUCACCAGCAUGAAUGAUACACUGUUUUCCCAUUCUGUUCCCUCAGGAAGCCCUUUUACAAACAGAAGGUUACUUGAGAAUAUAAAUGUAGCCAGUCCUGAGGCUGAUGAGCAUUCUCUUAUAAAGCUGUAUGUAAAUCAGCUUCACAAGAAUUCACGCUCUCCUUACAAGAAUAAUGAAGUAGAGCAGAACAAAUUGCUGGCUAGGGCUGCUCCAGCUUUUUUGAAAGGCAAAGGGUUACAGUAUAGCCUCGAUGUUGCAGACAGGCUGGCUGAUGAACAUGUUCUCAUUGGGUUGUAUGUCAACAUGCUCCAGAACAACCCCUCACGUUUGAUGGACAGUCCAAACCGUCUAGAUGAAGAGCACAGACUGAUCGCCAGGUAUGCAGCAAGAUUGGCAGCAGAGACUACAUCAUCACAGCAGCAACCACAGCAGCAGCAGAGAGGAGCUCCAGAUAUCUCAUUCUCUAUUGAUGCAAAUAAACAGCAAAGACAGCUUAUUGCAGAACUUGAAAAUAAGAACAGAGAAAUCUUACAGGAGAUUCACAGGCUGCGGCUUGAACAUGAGCAGGCAUCUCAGCCCACUCCGGAGAAAGCAGCCCAGAAUCCUACUCUCCUGGCAGAACUCCGCCUCCUUAGACAAAGGAAGGAUGAGCUGGAACAGAGGAUGUCUGCUUUACAAGAAAGCCGGAGAGAGCUCAUGGUUCAGUUAGAAGGCCUCAUGAAACUGCUCAAGACCCAAGGAGCAGGCUCCCCUCGUUCUUCUCCCAGCCACACUAUCAGUCGGCCUAUUCCUAUGCCCAUCAGAUCUGCAUCUGCUUGUUCUACACCAGCCCACACACCUCAGGACUCCCUGGCAGGCGUGGGAGGAGAUGUGCAGGAAGCUUUUGCACAAGGUGCAAGAAGAAAUUUAAGAAAUGACUUGCUAGUAGCAGCAGAUUCUAUUACCAAUACUAUGUCUUCGCUGGUGAAAGAACUCAACUCAGAAGCUGGAAGUGAAACAGAGAGUAAUGUGGAUUCUGAGUUUGGCCGGACCCAUUUUGAUGACCUUGUUCCAUCACCAACUUCUGAAAAGGCUUUCCUUGCACAGAUCCAUGCCCGGAAGCCAGGAUACCUUCACAGCACAGUGGCUAGCGGGACCAUUCGCAGUGAUAUGGUUACAGAAGAUGGAGACCCCUAUGUCAGAGCAGAUGAUGAGAACUAUGAAAAUGAUUCUGUGCGCCAGCUAGAGAAUGAACUCAAGAUGGAGGAAUAUUUGAAACAAAAGCUGCAGGAUGAAGCUUAUCAGGUCAGCUUGCAAGGAUGAAUACCCCAUCCUUGUAUUACUCUCCUCUGAGGUGACAAGCUGCAAUCAAAUAGACAAAGGAAGCUACAUGAGAACUGACAAGGAGGAGAGCUGUAUUCCAGCUGCUGACAGAGAGCUUCCCUGAUAACUUCUCAGAAGAAGUGCAACAACAAGCGCAGCACCUCUGACAUCAGAUAAACCAACUCAUUUUGAAGACUGUAGCACAUUACUUUUGUUCUACAAGUUGUAGUUUGUAGGUGUUUGUUUUGAAGAAGAAAAAAGACGUUUUAUUUAAAGCUAACUUAUAGCAGCUACAUCUUAUGUAACAUGGCUCAUUACUGGUGAAGAACACAGACUGACAAAAAAAAGAUUGCUGUUACAAUUAACAGCAGUACUAACAAAAUACUCAAGCCCUUUGCACAUAAUAUUGAACCUGUUCAGUUUACAAUGACAAUAUUACUGCUGUUUAUAGUAGGCAUUUGUUUUCUGAAUAGUUUGAGAUUUUAGAACAUUUUCCUAUACACUGUACAUUAUUUUUCCACAGCGGAAAUUUUAAAAGCUACAAUGACACAUUUAACACUGAAUGAAUAUACUCCUGAGUGUAUAUAUUUAUAUCCCCAAAACUAAGUAUCUGACUAUAAUUGCAGUCUGGCACCCAGUUCUGUGUUCUUAAACACCAUCUAUUUUGGUGGGACUAGAGUCCAUAAUGAGGUACAGGAUGGCAAGCUUAGAUUGCAGUUUGUUUUACAGUCUUUCUGCAAGAAAAAGAGAGAAAGGCUUUUACAAAAUGGACUGAAAGUAUCUCUAUGAUUUAGGGCUACUACAUAAUUUAGGAAUGUUUUGUUUUGAUGUACUCAAACAAAUCAGCCAUAUGAGUUAGUGUAAAUAUUUUCUUUCCAAAUAGAUACCAUAUACAAAAGGCAACAUUCAGAUGAUAUAGAAUCUAGUUUUUAAAAUCAGCACAGAUCUUCUUAAAACUGUGAACUAUGUUUUGAAAUACUCGUUGCUAAAGCUGUUUAUAAACCACAGGUGCCAUAAAAUCCCAAAACUGACUCACAUUAUGUAUUCUCUUCCAUGAUAUUGUUUUAUUGCUGUUUUAGUAAGCAUGUGCUCUUUCACUUUUCUCCAUUCUUCAUAUACUGUUUGUUGAGGCCUUCAGCUUUAAAUGUACAGGCUUUAAAAGUGCGCUUGCAACUAUUACCUUUUAUUUCUGAAUGUGCAUUGCCUUAGCCAGCCACCAGAUGUUCUGCAUGCAUUCUUGGAAAUGUGUAGUGAGACUUUCUUUCAGGCUGAAUGGGGAUUUGGCUAUCUAUGAAAAGCACAGGGGAGAAGUGUGUCCAUUUAAAAAAGAUAAUUACAAAAGUGUCCCUUUGAGUAGCAUCCUAUUUUAACUAUAAUGGGGGAUGACAGAGAAAGGGAGUGGGCUUUUUGGACUAUUGGGGUUAUAAAAAGAAGAAAAUGUUGUAGUGAGGUUACUCAACCAUCGUUAUACUGUGAAUUAGUUAGUAACGUCUCUCACCAAAUCUCUUUUCACUAGGAACAAAACAGAAAAUAAUCAAGAAAUUGCCAAGGACUUGUUAAAGUACUUCAUAGUACAAGUAUCUGAAUUUCAAGCAUCAGUUCAGAACAGGUUCUCCAGUUUGACAGAAGCAGUAUAGAAAGUGUGCUGUUAUAAACAAAUAUAUUUAACUUCAAUGAAGCUGGUCCCAAAGAGUUUGUGUACUAUUUGUCCAAAUGAGAAGCUUACCCUUUCUGCUGAUUCUACUGGGGAAGAGCACCAC